Messenger RNA from Cajanus cajan (pigeon pea), 1062 nucleotides. Its product is annotated as transcription factor MYB15. The record is from RefSeq and is a predicted model, not a curated record. Lineage: Eukaryota; Viridiplantae; Streptophyta; Magnoliopsida; Fabales; Fabaceae.
UGGGUAAACGAAAAUACAACCUAGGAAGACAGCUUCAAGUAUUCCCAUUGGAAGACAAAAGUAGGGCUACUAUUUUGCAAUUGUUUAAUGCCUGUUUCCCUAUCCAGUGUACUUAAUUUAUUGGCACCAAAACAAUCAUAGGUUUGUUACUUUCUAUUAUUCCUCGUUCGCAUUCAUCUGUUUAUAUAUAGGGAAACUGUCUGGCGGCUUUGUAUCUUUUACCAAACUCUCUUCUCUCUCACACACACGUACGCACAAUCAACUGCAACACCUUAACAGUGUUAUAUAUAUAGUGUGAGAGAGUUUGUUAGGUUGAGAAAGAUGAGAACCCCUAACUGUGACAAAAGUGGACUGAGAAAAGGAACAUGGACACCAGAAGAAGACAUGAAGUUGAUUGCCUAUGUUAACGAACAUGGCCACGAGAAUUGGCGCCAACUGCCCAAGCUUGCAGGUCUUGCAAGGUGUGGAAAGAGUUGUAGAUUGAGGUGGAUGAAUUAUUUAAGGCCAGGCAUCAAAAGGGGGAACUACACUGAUGAAGAAGAAGAGACGAUUAUCAAACUGCACGCAAGGUUUGGCAAUAGGUGGUCUAUGAUUGCCUCUCACUUACCUGGAAGAUCAGACAACGAGAUAAAAAACCACUGGCACGCUCAUCUUAAGAAGCGCUUUCAACACUAUUCAGCAACAAACGAAAAAGCUGAAUCUUCCCCGUCAAAGCAACAACACUCCCUAGUUGAAUCCAAUAUUCAAGAGAAGGACUCCGUGGAAGUUUCUACAAGCCCUUUCCAAAACAGUUCUCAAGCUACUUCUCCAUCACUGAGCGAUUUUUUCUGCACAAUAACGGAGCCUGCACCGGCCAGUAAUGGGAAUUUGGUUAUUGAUGACUUUGCUGAUUUUGUGAAGAAAAACACAGAUCCUAUUGGUGCAUAUUCCUGGAAAGAACUCUACGAAAUUUCCUACAUCUCAGCCGAAUUUCUCGCGCCUUUUGUGACAUGAACCCGAAAGUUUUUGUCCAGUUUAUGAUGUUUGGGGGCUGUUGGAAUAAUAUUGGCUUGGUUUUUCUUC